UCUGAAAGAGAGCACAGUGUAAUGAUGGUUUCUUCAUAGAUUUUACAUGAGUUGGAUCUAAUAAAUAGAAGCCAAGUGGAGGUUCUUUUUUCUGAUCUCAGAGUGCACUCUGUUCCAGGAGACAACAUGGAAGCCAUUGCGAAAUUUGACUUGAAUGCAUCAGGGGAGGAUGAACUCAGUUUCCGAGCUGGUGAUGUUCUGAAGAUCUUAAGCUCUCAGGAAGAUUGGUACAAGGCUGAGUUGAAGAGUUAUGAAGGUUACGUUCCUAAGAGUUUUAUAGACCUUCGCAUUCCUAGCUGGUUCCAGGAAGGAGUUUCCCGCCACCAGGCUGAGAAUAAACUCAGGGAGAAGGGAGUUGGCUCUUUCAUUGUCCGAGCUAGCCAGAACUCCCCAGGGGACUUCUCUAUCUCUGUCAGGCAUGAAGAUGAUGUCCAACACUUUAAAGUCAUGAAAGACACAAAGGGCAACUAUUUUUUAUGGAGUGAGAAGUUCCCAUCACUAAAUAAACUUGUGGAGUACUACAAGACUUAUUCCAUCUCCAAACACACUCAGAUCUUCCUGAGGGAUGAGAUCCAGAAAGAUCAGCAGCAAACACAGUGGGUCCGUGCCAUGUAUGACUUCGAGGCCAUGGAGCAUGAUGAACUAGGGUUUUCCAACGGAGAUAUCAUAGAAGUCCUGGAUAACUCUGAUGAUUCUUGGUGGAAAGGCUGUUUACAUGGAAACUUUGGUCUCUUUCCUGCCAACUAUGUAGAACCUGUGAAUCCACACUGUUUGUAACUUUGUAUGUUGUAAUAAGGCUAUUUCAUCAUGUCAGUAACAGGGGGGGAACCUCCUUAUGCACCCUGGGUGACAUGCUUAAUUUUUACAGUAAUAACCUAUUGGCUAAUUAUUUUUUUUUGCUUGAUGGUAGCAAGAUUUUGGGACUGCCAAAUAGACCACCCUGAAUGCCCUCUGUAUCAUUUCUCAUUGAACAAAUCCAAACUAAUUUGUUUCUUGCCUUCCAUGCCUGUGUCUUUAAAAAAAAAUCCUUAAGAGAAGCUUCAGUCAAAACUGUAUACCAGACCAGACUCAUGUCUGUUAGAAUGCAAGUUAAUUCAUCAAAUUAUCAUGGUACUUGACUACCAUGCUGGUGCAUGCCUAUGUAUAUAAUUUAAACACUGAGCUUUGGGAUUACACUCAGCAUGUUUUAUUGAAACGUGACAUAUUUUCUCUCAUAUUAAACUUGUAGGAAACUUUCAUUUCUGCAGCAGAAGUGGGCUGUACGCAGCUCUGAUUGGUUACAAGCAAUGAUGACUUGAAACAAUUUUUCAGCUAUUUCUUAAUUGCACACUUUCCCAAAAAAUUAAUAGAUGCUAAGUGUACAUGUGGCUCUUUAAAGAUAGAAAAGGUGCCUGCAGCAUGGAAAGGGGGCAAAAAACAUUUGACUGGACUAGCAUUCAAUUCACUGAUUAGUAAAUGUGUAAUUAACACUAGCAUUCCAAAAAGGAAGAAGAAGGGUUCACUCCAUUGAGGAAAAAUACAUGGCAACUCCUAUCUUUUCUGGAAAUUCCAUAUGUAUCCUAAUUCCCCAGUAUAGUAAGAUUUUAGUUUAUGCUGGUAUAUACUCAGGAUUUUAUUUAAGACAUCAUAGUAAAGUUGCAUAUAUGUUUUUACUUGAUUUAACCAACAAUCAUCACUGAGAACAUUUUUUUUCAUCUUAAUUCUUGAAACUGGACAUGGGAUUUAUUGUUGCUGCUCUUACC
Molecule: messenger RNA, 1742 nt
Organism: Sphaerodactylus townsendi
Lineage: Eukaryota; Metazoa; Chordata; Lepidosauria; Squamata; Sphaerodactylidae
Gene: GRAP2
Product: GRB2 related adaptor protein 2
Exons: 6
Coding region: 127-777 (216 amino acids)
Molecular function (GO): protein binding
Source: RefSeq, a predicted model, not a curated record